Paramecium sonneborni is the source of this 881-nucleotide messenger RNA. The record is from the annotation of a GenBank genome assembly. NCBI's taxonomy places the organism in Eukaryota, Ciliophora, Oligohymenophorea, Peniculida, Parameciidae.
AUGUAAGAAGUUCUUUUUAUAACUGAAAAUAAACAAAUAUUACCUACUUUAGAGAAAAUACAUCCUGAUUAAGCAAAAAAUAUGUAAGAACUUUGUAAAGAAAUGGAAGGUUUAAUAGAUUAAACUAACACAAAUGUUAAUCAAAUGUUAAAAUUUUAAUAAAACAACAUCCUAAAUGCUUUCAAACAAAUUUUGGAAACAAUGAAAAAAGAUAUAGAUCGAAUCAAUGAAAAAUUUCAUUAAUACGUUGCAUUUCAUGAAUAAGAAUCAUAAGUAAAAUAAUCGUUAUUAAAGCUUAAAGGUUGUCAAUGCUCAAAAUAAAAUGAUAUUUUUUAGAUAAGAAUGCCUUACAUUAAAUGAAUAAUGUAAACUAUUGAAGUAAAAUGUCUAAACACUUACAAAAACAAAUUAAUUUUUAGAAAAUGUAAUUUAUUUAAUCUAAAUAUAAGGAAUUAAUGUUCACCAAAGAAGCAUUAUUAAAAUAAGUAUAGAAAAAUGAAAAACUCAAAUAAAUUUUGAAAAAAUUAUAAGAAUAACUUAAUGAAUAUUCAGAUUUAAGAAACUAAAAUAUUAAAUUAUAAUCAACAGAACCAAAAAUUACUUAAGAAUUUUAUUAGUAAAUCUAAACUAGUGUAAAAAGAAACAAAAAUGAUUCUUUCCAUCGUAAGAACACAUCAUUUCAUUCAAUAGCUAAUUCAGAUACUAAAUCAAAAUUUAUUUUUUCAUAAUAAACAAGAGCAUAAAGUUUAUAAAAAAGUAUUUAAGCAAAAAGAUCUACAAUUUUUGAAACUAGUAUCUUAGAAAAACCUUAAUAAUAAAACCUAAUAUUUGAAUACUCUAGAUAUCAAUCUUUAAAAUAGGAUAUUGAUAAUAAUCAAUGA